Messenger RNA from Eucalyptus grandis, 1912 nucleotides. RefSeq lists its product as uncharacterized. Gene Ontology annotation, cellular component: kinetochore; Mis6-Sim4 complex. The record is from RefSeq and is a predicted model, not a curated record. The coding region runs from base 212 to 1177 and encodes 321 amino acids. Lineage: Eukaryota; Viridiplantae; Streptophyta; Magnoliopsida; Myrtales; Myrtaceae. The transcript is spliced from 13 exons.
ACUCCUCCUCCUCGCUGAUUUCCGAUUGUUCCACGGAGGCGAAGCGGCGGUACUCUCUCUCUCUCUCUCUCUCUCUCUCUCUCUCCAUCCUCUGAGAUUCACGAUCAAUCUGAAAACUUUGGGAGCACUCGAAGAUCAUCAUCAUCAUCAUCAUCAUCAUCAUCAGCUGGGGUUCAAUCCGUUCGUUCCCUGACUAAGUCCUGCCGCGGCUAUGGCGGAAACGAGCUUCCUGCCGGACGAAGAUUUCAGGUUGGAGGCCACUCGAUCCAGAUUUUCGAACGUCCUCAAGAAGCACGCGGAAUUGUCCGAGCGUCUCUCCAGUUGCAGGGACUCUGACAAAUCUGUUUUUGAGCGUCUACAGAAAGAAUUUGACACUGCACGUGCUUCCCAAAGUCAAGAGAUUCACUUGGAUGGUGAAGAAUGGAAUGAUGGCCUCUUAGCAACCAUAAGAGAGCGGGUUCACAUGGAGGCAGACAGGAAGUCUAUGGCAGGGGACACAACUAUCUCUUCAGGCACUUAUAUUCAGGAAAAAAUUACUUAUAAAGUUGGAAACAAGGUGAUUUGUUGUUUGGAAGGCGCAAGAAUUGGCAUACAGUAUGAAACUUUUUUUGCUGGAGAGCCAUGUGAACUAUACCACAUCGUUCUUGAGAGUAAAUCAUUUUUGCAAAAGAUGACUGUCCUGGAACAUACAGUUCCGUUCUUUAUACCAAUACGUGAUGCAGAAAAUGAGCUCCUUUCUUCAAACGCAAUGAAAUUUAUAGACCGUGUUGGAGAACUUCUGCAGGCUUAUGUGGACAGACGUGAACAGGUCCGCCUUAUUAAAGAAUUGUAUGGGAACCAAAUUGGAGAGCUGUAUCACAGUCUUCCAUUCAACAUGGUCGAAUUUGUACUUGAUGACUAUGAGUGCAAGGUAACUGUUACUCUGAGGUAUGAAGACCUCAUUUGCGUACUUCCAACUCGUAUAAGAGUCCUGGCAUGGCCAAGGAAGAACUCUACCAGUCCAGUCUCCAUGAACCGAAGGGGAAAUGGAGUUGUAGGAAGUCACCCUAGUCCAGCUCGUCUUUCUUAUGCUGAGGAGGCCUUGCGAAGUAUGAGCUUGCCAGAAGCAUUUGCAGAAAUUGUUUUAAAUUUGCCACAAGCUCUCCAGCAAUUAUAUCAGCAAAGAAGCACCUCCUAGUAAUUUGGACUUGACAAAGCUUCAAAAUGUACAAUGUAACAGCAAUAUCUGAGGUUGUAUGACCUGACAGGAGCUUGAAAGAUGAGGAGAAUUCAAGGGAGUUGAACUUUUAUAACUUCAUGCAGUGUAAUUAGCAAAACGCCCAAAUUGCCCAACUAUAUCGUUUAUGUGAAUAAUUUGUACUGCUGAUACUUUUUCCUAGUAGUAUAUGGAUUUGAUAAGUCUGGACUCAAUAUCGCUUUUCAUUUUUUUCUCAGAGGACGCUGAAUUGAGAUCUAUUAAGAAUGGGAGACGAUGAAAGAGUAAGCUGUGGAUUUAUUGUCACUUGAAGUUAUCAUUUGAUCCUUGUUCUCGACUGUCAUUAUGAAGCUCAAAGGAGGGACUACAUUUUGGCGGCAGUUGUUCUUGGGAGUGCUCUGAUUUGUUUCCUAAAAAUAUCAUGGAUUUUGUAUCAACAGUCUUAGUAGUUUAAAUAGCCCCCAAAGCUCGCUUCAACAUACAUUUUCUGCCUAGAUUGGAGUUUCCCCUCUGGCCAUCCUCUUUGGUUUAAAGUAGGGGCAUUCAAUGCUGUCAAUGUCCUCCGAAAAAGAGGCCUGACCCUUUCGCUCAUUUUUACUUGUGUGAUAAGGGCUAUUCUUUUUUCUUUUUUUUUGGGGUCAGAAUGAGGUUUCGCGGUCAGAAUGGGGGAUACUUGAAUUGGUCUAUUAUUGAAAUUGUAAAUCUCUUUGGAUGUUA